Molecule: messenger RNA, 1635 nt
Organism: Megalopta genalis
Lineage: Eukaryota; Metazoa; Arthropoda; Insecta; Hymenoptera; Halictidae
Product: putative cytochrome P450 305a1
Biological process (GO): xenobiotic metabolic process
Cellular component (GO): cytoplasm; intracellular membrane-bounded organelle
Molecular function (GO): heme binding; oxidoreductase activity, acting on paired donors, with incorporation or reduction of molecular oxygen, reduced flavin or flavoprotein as one donor, and incorporation of one atom of oxygen; iron ion binding
Source: RefSeq, a predicted model, not a curated record
UCUAACGGCUCGAUCAUCGGUCAUCGAAUCACAUUCGAGCCACACUAUGGUUGCCACCGUGAUACUGAUAUCGUUGAUCGUGAUUUUGUCACUGUUCUUUACAUUUACCGGGUUGGAAGAGGAAAAACAUCCCCCAGGACCAUUUCCUUGGCCGAUCGUCGGCAACCAAUUGUUACUGAACCAAUUAUCCGAGAAAUGUGGUGGAUUGCAUCUGGCACUGAUCGAGCUUUGCAAGCAAUACCGGAGCGACAUGAUCACCGUGUACUUUGGUACGAAGAGGGGGUUGAUCGUUUCUGGAAAGAAGCUAGUCUCAGCGAUACUGAAAGACGAACAGUUCGAUGGCCGGCCCUUCGACGAGUUUAUCAAAAUACGUACUUUCCGAAAGAAGCUAGGCAUCACGAUGAAUGAUGGGCCCGCGUGGAAAGAAUUGCGUAACUGGAUGAUCCAUACUCUGAAAGACUUCGGUUAUGGCAAACGCUUGAUGUCGGACAUGAUUGCGACCGAACUAGACGCGAUUCUGGAGAACCUGAAGGGCGGAGGUGUGAGAACAUUGAAGCCAGUAGUCGCAUUUGCCGCCACAAAUAUUCUGUCGCAUUUUAUGAUGGGCAAUCGCUUCAGCGAGAGUUCAAGGUUACAUUUGAUGAACUUGAUGGACGAUCGGGCGCGCUUGUUCGACGUGACUGGUGGGAUUCUGACCAUUUUCCCUUGGAUUCGUCACAUUGCGCCCGAGGCCACUGGUUACAAGCCUCUAGUCACGCUGCACGACGAGCUUAAGGACUUCUUUAUGGAAUCCAUCAUCGAUCACAAGAAAAACUACAUUCCUGGAAGGGUGACGGACAUAAUCGAUAAGUUCAUCUCAGAGAUCAUGAACAACCAAGGCGCCGACACAGUUUACACAGAAGAACAGUUAUUGGUGAUUCUGGUGGAUUUGUUCAUCGCCGGAUUUAUGACCAUCGGGACGACGCUCGAGUUCCUGUUCCUUACUAUGAUAAUACAUCAGGACGUGCAGCGGAAGCUACAAAAAGAAAUCGACUCGGCGAUUCCACCGGAUAGACUUCCUGACACAGCGGACAGAUUGAAGUUGCCGUAUGCGGAGGCGAUAAUUAGCGAGACGAUGCGUAUGUGGCCGUUGUUCCCACUGAUCGCUCCGCGGCGAGUUCUCUGCGACACGAAGCUCGGAAGUUACAGAAUACCGAAGGACACCGUUGUCGUAAUUAAUAAUUACUCCGUGAACAUGGAUCCGGAAUUGCAUCCCGAGCCAGACAAAUUUAAUCCAGAAAGGCACAUCAAGAACGGGAUCUACGAACCCGAUGUAAAUUCGAUAAUUUUCGGGAUGGGAAGAAGAAAAUGUCCAGGCGCGAUUCUGGCCAAGACUGCGAUGUUCGUCAUCUUCGUCGGCGUGAUGCAGAAGUUUACUUUACUUCCUGUCCCUGGCAAGGAACCAAAAUCCGUAGAAAUUAUACCCGGCUUUUCGAUCGCGCCGAAGCCUUACGACGCGCUAUUGGUGCCUCGAUAAUGCUUGUCUGAUAAAAUAUAGCAUAUUUACCUUCCAAGAAACUUUUUCCAUAAGGCGUUCAAAAAUUAUUGUACAAGCGAGAAAUUGUUCCUGAGGUUAUUUGAAAUAACUUUCUCCUU